AUGGCGACGACUGCCGUAAACAAGGAUACCCAUCCGUUCUCGAAGCCCCAGUUCGAGGCUUUGCUGAACCGCAGGUUCUUCUACGCCCCCGCUUUCGAGAUCUACGGCGGUGUGGCCGGUCUGUACGAUUACGGUCCCCCGGGCUCCUCUCUCCAGGCCAACAUCAUUGCGGAAUGGCGCAAACACUUCAUCAUCGAGGAGCACAUGCUCGAGAUCGACUCUACCAUCAUGACCCCUGCCCCCGUAUUCGAAACAUCUGGACACGUCGCCAGAUUUGCGGAUUGGAUGGUCAAGGACACGAAGACAGGUGACGUUUUGCGUGCCGACCACCUGGUCAAAAAUGUGCUUGAAGCACGGCUCGCUGGAGAUAAGGAGGCCAGGGGCCUUGCAGCGCAGCCGCCAAAGGAGGAGGACAAGAAGAGAAAGAAGAAGAACGCGAAGGCCGUCGCGGUUCAGCUGGCGGACGAGGUGGUGAAGGAAUACGACAUCAUCCUGGCUCAGCUCGACAACUACUCUGGCCCUGAGCUCGGAGAGCUGUGCAUCAAACACAACAUCAGAAAUCCUGACACCGACAACGAGGUGGGCGAGCCUCAGCAGUUUAAUCUCAUGUUCAAAAGCAGCAUCGGUCCCACCGGGCAACAUCCUGGGUACCUGCGACCCGAAACCGCACAGGGUCACUUCCUGAACUUCUCUCGCCUCCUCGAAUUCAACAACGGACGGGUCCCCUUCGCCUCCGCACAAAUCGGCCGCUCGUUCCGCAAUGAAAUCUCCCCGCGCGCCGGUCUGCUGCGCGUGCGCGAGUUCACGAUGGCCGAGAUCGAGCACUUUGUCGAUCCCGAGGACAAGCGGCACGAGCGCUUCCGGGAGGUGCGGCACGUCGUUCUGGACCUGCUCGACCGCGACGUGCAAGUCGGCGGGAGCACGCAGAUCACGAAGAUGAGCGUCGGCGACGCCGUCGACAAGGGCAUCAUCGCGAACGAGACCCUCGGAUAUUUCCUCGCGCGCAUCUACCAGUACCUGGUCAAGAUUGGCAUCAACCCGAAGCGGCUGCGGUUCCGCCAGCAUAUGGCAAACGAGAUGGCGCACUACGCGACAGACUGCUGGGACGCGGAGAUCGAGAACUCGUAUGGGUGGACAGAGUGCGUUGGCUGCGCGGACCGCGCGGCGUACGACUUGACCGUGCACUCGAACAAGACCGGCCACCCACUCAUUGUUCGCCAGGCGUUGAAGGAGCCUAUCGUGACAGAGAAGCUCGUCGCCGAAUUCAACAAGAAGCUGCUUGGGAAGACGUUUGGUAAGGACUCUGCCGUGCUGCAACAGAUGUUCAGUGCAUAUGACGAGGGUCAUUUGGAGAAGAUUCAGGGUGAGCUGACUCAGGGCGCUACCACGGUGGUCACCCCUGAAGGCAGACAACUGGAGCUGACCGCGGAUGUAUUGAGUAUAGAGCGGAAGACGUUCAAGCAAUCAGUCCGCGAGUAUACCCCCAACGUCAUUGAGCCCUCUUUCGGUCUGGGUCGCAUCCUGUACGUCCUGCUCGAGCAUAAUUUCUGGGCGCGUGAGCAAGAUGUCGAACGUGGCGUGCUCUCCUUGCCACCGGUGGUCGCGCCGACCAAGGUGCUGAUCGUGCCAUUGAGCGCGAAAGAGGAAUUCGACCCGCUGAUCCAGGAAGUUUCUUCGAAGCUGCGCAGGGCCGGCGUGUUCUCACGCGUGGACGACUCGAACACAUCGAUCGGGAAGCGCUACGCGCGUAACGACGAACUCGGCACCCCGUUCGGUGUCACGCUGGACUUUGCAUCGGUCCAGAAUCGCACGAUGACGCUUCGCGAGCGCGACACCACGGGUCAGCUGAUCGGCAAUAUCGACGAAGUUAUCGGCAUCGUCACAGAACUCGUUGACGGGUCCAUCGACUGGGCCGAGGCGUGUCGGAGACUGCCCGCAUAUGACGGUGUCCAAGCCGUCGAGUAAAGCUGCAGCCGUCAGCGUCCUCGGAGGACCAAGAUUCCCUGGGGUGCGUCAAGGGCCCUCUCGAGCCGUGCGGGGGGAGUGAGGCUGGGACGGGAACGCGUCUUUGUUCGGCAGGGCCACACAUACAUACAUGAUUAACUUACAGGAGUGCUGGGAGGUAGAAGCCAAAAAGCAGAAUAGAAGUCAGAAGUUUCCGGCG
Heterobasidion irregulare TC 32-1 is the source of this 2164-nucleotide messenger RNA. RefSeq lists its product as uncharacterized. The transcript has 10 exons. The coding region runs from base 1 to 1965 and encodes 654 amino acids. Gene Ontology annotation, molecular function: ATP binding; glycine-tRNA ligase activity. Gene Ontology annotation, biological process: mitochondrial glycyl-tRNA aminoacylation. Gene Ontology annotation, cellular component: mitochondrion; cytoplasm. The record is from RefSeq and is a predicted model, not a curated record. NCBI's taxonomy places the organism in Eukaryota, Fungi, Basidiomycota, Agaricomycetes, Russulales, Bondarzewiaceae.